This is a messenger RNA of Gadus chalcogrammus (walleye pollock), 4471 nucleotides long. RefSeq names its product FYN-binding protein 1-like. The transcript has 17 exons. Gene Ontology annotation, biological process: T cell receptor signaling pathway; integrin-mediated signaling pathway; protein localization to plasma membrane. The coding region runs from base 52 to 1845 and encodes 597 amino acids. The record is from RefSeq and is a predicted model, not a curated record. Gene Ontology annotation, cellular component: plasma membrane. Gene Ontology annotation, molecular function: protein binding. NCBI's taxonomy places the organism in Eukaryota, Metazoa, Chordata, Actinopteri, Gadiformes, Gadidae.
AGUGCCCCCCUCACUGAGUCGCGACCUGCCUUCCACAAGCCGCCCCCUGUGAUGCCCACGACCGUCAAGCCCUCCUGGGUGAGAGACGGCGGCGGCGGCGGCGGUGGCGGCGGCGGCGCUGGUGGUACAGCCUCCAAUCACGGCGGCCUGAUGUCCAAGGCGCCCCCGGCGCAGCAGAAACCGAGCAGCGCCGUCACGAAGACAUGGCUGCACGGCGAGGACGCCAAAGCGGAGUCCGAGAACAAACACAUCAACGCCUCGGCCUCCCGGCUGCCCAUGGGCUUCACCAUCGCCCCCAUCAGCGCUUCCGGGGCGAUGGCGAUGGAGAAGACGAAGCCGAACCCGCCGAAGGCGGUGGACGCCAGGAAUUCCACCCCUCCUCCGAAGCCUCUGGUCAAUAAGAAGCCUGGUAGUUUCAUCAGGAGGAACUUGGACUCCCGUCCGGCUCCUCAGCAAAAUGGGGGGGAUCCGGACGGGGCGCCCAGGAGGAACCCCCUGCCCAACCCCCUGCUGCUCGGCCCGCCGCCCGCCAAACCCAACCGCCCGCCCCGGGUCAACCUGGACCGCUUCAGGGGACAGGCCAAAGGCCCUGAUCAGGGACCAGUCAUUGUCCCGCCUCCACCAGCUUCUCACCCCAGUAACCAAAGCAACGGUGGUGGGACCCCGCCCUUAUCUGCUCAGCCCAUGGCUCCAAGUCUGCCACCCCGACACCCGGGGAUUAGUGAACCGGAUCCAGAGGAAUACGAUGAUGUGGGCUUGAUUAAAACUGCUCCACCCCCACCACCCUCAACCGAAGGUCGACCACGGCUCGUGUCCAAGCCACAAGAUGACGAGAGCGAUGGUGAGACGUAUGAAGAACUAGAUGAACGAUGGGAAGCAGCAGAGCAAGAAUCGAAAGAAAAGCAGAAGGAGGAGAAAAAGCGACUGGAAGCUGAAAAGAAAGAGCAGAAAGAGAGAGAGAAGAAGGAGAACGAGGCCCGCAAAAAGUUUAAACUGGUGGGCCCCCUUGAGAAGAUGCACCAGGUCAAGGUGUUGGUGGAAUGCAAGGGCAGUAAGACGGACCUGGCCCUGAAGAAGGGGGACUGUGUGGACAUCAUUCGUGUCCAGGACAACCCGGAGGGGAAGUGGCUGGGUCGGCUGGCAAACGGCUCCAUCGGCUAUCUGAAGAACGACUGUGUGGAGGUGGACCUGCAGAGCUGGAAGCAGCAGCAGCAGGGCCCCCAGCCCCCCCAGGAGAUUGAUGAUCAGGAGGUUUACGACGAUGUGGACGUCUCCAACAACCACCCCGACAGUGGGAUCAGAGGAUCAAGAGUCAUUUUACCACCGCCACCAGACGACACUGAGGAGAUAUAUGAUGAUGCUAUCGAUGCCAGUCUGGACGUCAGAGUGCCUCCGCCCAGCCAGUUCACUGCGAAAGGACAACCAGGAGCAUUGAUCGAUGAUGAAAUCUACGACGAUAUUGACUCACAGGUGGUUCCUCCUCCCCUCCCGGUCAGCAGUCAUCCACCAACAAAAACUAAGAUGGAGGAAAUCGAUCCAAAGCGACAGAAAAAGUUGGAAAAAGAGGAAAAGGAAUUCAGAAAAAAGUUUAAAUAUGAAGGGGAGAUUCAGGUUCUUUACCAGGUGACCAUCAUACCUACAUUAACGCUGAAGAAGCUUAGUGGGAAAGAUCUGCCGGUGAAACCCGGGGAGACGCUUGAUGUCAUCGUGAAAGCCGUGGAUAACAAACUUGUUUGCCGCAACGAAGAGGGAAAAUUUGGCACCGUUCUAACCAGCCAUAUUGUCACAGACGAUGGGGACAUAUAUGACGACAUUGGAGACGAAUGCAUCUAUGACAACGACUGAAGGAAGACAAUAAACUGGGAUUUAUUUUUUGACAGGCUUUGUUGAAUUAUUACCUUUUGGUAUAACUUGUUUCAUGUUGUUUGAUUAUUUAUUACGUGCAAAGAUAUUACAACCAAUCACAAGAGCAGCAGUUUAAGGCCCCACACACACAAUGUUUUUCGUGUUUGGAUUCGUGUGGACGCCAGAUACGCAAACGAUGGCGUCAUCGCCCCCCCACCACGAAGGAAACUUUGGAGGUCCGUCAAAUUUGAUUUGUUUGAUUUUUGUAACUUUAAAUACAGCCCCUUGCUAAAUUGUAUUACUAACUCUACAUUAAAAAGUAUUCUCUGCAAAAUCGAAAAGGUUUAAAAACUGCUUUCUCCGCCUCGUCUUCUUCUUUUAAUGGUGGAGAAUCAGCGCCACACAGUGGCCCUGAAUAUAUACCACAGCGUUUCUACAGCUAGAUGCGAUUUCGCAAUGAGUCUGUCUUUACAGAGAUAUUCCUGAAACGCAUCAAAGGAAAACGGAGGGGAAAAGAUUGUUGUCGCCAGUGUGGACGGGGCCUUAGUUAGAGCCGACACUUGUACAGUCUCACACUGUGAGACUGUAUAAGUCUGACACUUGGUAUAUCUGGGGAAGGAGAUAUUGUGUUCAGUAAGCUACAAAUGCACAGACAAACACAUUUUCUACUGUAAAAUAAAUAUUUAUCGCAUUAAAAGCGAUUUCAAAACCUCCUUUGUGAUAUAGUGACUUCACAAGGGAGUUUCCACCUAGAUGUAUGGAUAGAUAAGCCAACCAGCUUGUAUUUUCCACUGGGUAGGCUGGUAUGGUAGAGAAAUCAUGAAUGCAUACAUUUAGAUUAAAAACACAAUAUUUACUGCCAUAGAAGCAGUCAAGCAGAUACAUAUUUCAGUGAUUCUGUCUUACCUCUUGAUUUUACUUUGUGUCUUUAAAUGUCUGAGACUGUAUAAGGAAUUGGAAGGUUUAUCUAUAAGAUCAUUUAUAGAUAACCCUUUCAAAGAUUUGGCGUAUUAUUAUGAAAAAGUGAGCGGAACAUUGUUUUUUUUGGCAAAGUGUGGUAAGGAAGGGCCACAGCAUAAUGCAGUGUAACAUGUUUCACUUCGUUGUGUCAUUUUCCUGCAAAGAUAAAAACAAUACCAAAAGGGUACUUCCAUUCUACAUUAUAAUCCAUAUUUGCAUUGGAUGUACUGGGAAAUGCUGCUGGGAAUCCAUGCAAAUCAAUUUUGUCACACUGCAUUUUAAAAGCAGAAGUUUCGAUCAAACGACCAGGUGCACAUGGGGUGAAAUUCAUAACAAUCCCUAUUACGGCUUUACUUCUACUUCAGUUAUAUCAUUACAUGAGAAUAAGUGCUGUCAGUUAAACGCGUUAUUAACGGCGUUAACGCAAACCAAUUUUAACUGCGUUAAUUUUUUUAUCGCGCGAUUAACGCAAUUCUUUCUUUUUUUUAAUUUAUUUUUUUCUUUGGCUCAAAACAAAGAAGCAGUAGCCUGACUGCUAUGUUCAAGGCAGUAUGAAUGUAUCUUCAUCGUUUAAUUGCACUAUAGGCUUUUUUUUUGUAUCGUCCUGUUUUGAUCAGUAUAUGCCGUUGUUAUCAAUAAAAAAAGGCAAGCAGAUGCACUUCUCCAUGUUGAUAAGAGCAUUAGAUUGAGAAAAAUCAAUGUGACAAAGAAAUCAAGGGAUAUUUAGCAUAGAAAAAAAAUUGAGCAAUCGCGAUUAAUCGUGAGUUAACUAUGACAUUAAUGAGAUUAAUCGCGAUUAAAUAUUUGAAUCGCUUGACAGCACUAAUGAGAAUAGAUAUCCUCAUAUCAAUAUCCAUUGGAGUCUGUUCAUAUUAUCUUUGGCGUUUUUUCCCCUAGUUAUUCAUGGUUUAAUGUUGGCCAGCAACCAGUAGGGAGAGCCGUUCACCUACUCAGCAGAGUCCCUGCUGUACUGUCUACAAACACUGGCCCGGCCCCACUUCAGAAACACCAUCAGUGCAGCAACGUAUUUUCCACAGGAUGGAAUUGAAGAAAGCACACCACAUUCUUGCCGUCGCUGAUAUAGUCGAUUACAUUUACAUUUAGGGCAUUUAGCAGACGCUUUUAUCCAAAGCGACUUACAAUAAGUACAUUUGUCAUAAGAAGUGAAACAAUAUAUCGCUGUCAGUACAGUAAAGAUGUUCAAAGAACCAAGUGCCAAUACUAACAAUCGCUAGCCUAACCCAUUCCCUGUGUACAGCAGUGAUAGCAGCUACUGCAGAUGCAAUACAAUUAAGUACUAUAAAUAAGUGCGUACAAUAAGUGCGUACAUUAAGUGCCAGGACGUACAACAUACAAUGGUGGCCGGAAGGGGCUGGGUGGCUAUGCAGAGUCAAGGUGAACUCUGAACAGGUGAGUUUUGAGUCUUUUGCGGAAGCUGGUGAGCGACUCCGUGAUCCUGACAUCGGCAGGGAGCUUGUUCCACCACUGAGGUCCCAAAACAGAGAAAAGUUGUGACUUUGCAGACGACCUUUGCUUGCUCUUAGCGAUGGCCGUACCAGCUGCCAGCUGAGGUAGUUGAGCGGAGGGAUCGAGCUGGGGUGUGUGGCAUCUCCUUCUCCAACUGCCAGAAACCUCGGUGUGAUACUAGCAAUCAGUUAUGCUGCAC